Blumeria graminis f. sp. triticale is the source of this 3024-nucleotide messenger RNA. NCBI's taxonomy places the organism in Eukaryota, Fungi, Ascomycota, Leotiomycetes, Helotiales, Erysiphaceae. The record is from the annotation of a GenBank genome assembly.
AUGCCUCCACCACACCAAAAACCAGAAAAUGUGCUGAAGCGCGCCCAUGAGCUUAUGGGCGUCGGCCAGGCACAGGCAGCCUUGGUACUUCUCCACGAACAUGUCACAUCGAAGCGGAUUCGGAAUGUACCCAUUGCGUCUCUCGAGCCUGUUAUGGUACUUUUGGUCGAGCAAUCUGUUGAACAAAAAAAGGGAAAGCUUGCAAAAGAUGCUCUGUACCAGUACAAAAAUAUUAGCCAGAACACAAACGUGGGCACUAUUGAGUUAGUCUUGAAGAAAUUCAUAGAACUUGCAGAAGAAAAGGUUAAGAAUGCGCAAGCUAAGGCCGAAGAAGUUCAAUCCUCGAUUGAGACAACAACAUCUACUGCGAGUAUUGAAGAUUUAGAGGCCAGUGAAACACCAGAAUCGAUUCUCCUCUCGACUGUAUCUGGCGAACAGUCUCGCGACCGUACAGACCGAGCAAUUGUAACACCUUGGCUUAAGUUUUUGUGGGAGACGUAUCGAACAGUUCUAGACAUCCUUAGGAAUAAUGCAAGGCUAGAGAUUAUGUAUCAAAGUACCGCCAUGCAAGCUUUUGAAUUUUGUUUGAAAUACACCAGGAAAACCGAAUUCCGAAGACUGUGUGAGCUGCUACGAAAUCAUCGCCAUCUGGAGACUCGCUUUAAGCAAUUAAACGUUGCAGUUGAGCUGGAACUAUGGCAGGAGGCCUUUAGAAGCGUCGAAGAUAUUCAUACGCUACUCAACCUAAGUAAGCGCCCACCCAAAAAUAUCAUGAUGGCCAACUAUUACGAGAAGCUCACCCGAAUUCUUCUUGUUGCCGACAAUCAUUUGUUUCACGCUGCUGCCUGGUCAAGAUACUACAAUCUUCUUCGCCAAUCAGCUUCGAUGGUAUCAUCUGGACAAAGCAAGAAGUCUGACAAUCCAGCUACGAAUGAAUCAGAUCUUUCCAAGGCCGCUUCUUUCGUCCUGCUCUCAGCUCUAGCCAUACCAGUUAUAAGCACUUCUCGAUCUCGUGGUGCCCUUAUCGAUGUCGAUGAAGUCAAGAAAACUAAGAAUUCCCGCUUAACCCAUCUUCUCGGAAUGAGCCAGGCUCCUACACGUGCUGUACUUUUCAGGGAUGCAAUGAGUAAGGGUCUAUUAAAGCGUGUCCGACCAGAGAUACGUGAACUUUAUCAAAUCCUUGAGGUCGAAUUCCAUCCCCUUUUCAUUUGCCAGAAAAUUUCUCCAAUCUUAGUUAAAAUAGGUGCAGAUAGUGAAAUGAAAAAGUACAUCGUUCCUCUGCAACAAGUAAUACUGACUAGAUUAUUCCAACAACUAUCGCAGGUCUACGAAACAGUCGAUUCAGAUUUUGUUGAGAAACUUGCAAAGUUUCCAGAACCCUUCGAUAUAUCCAAAGAUACGAUCGAAAAAUUUAUCAUGAACGGCAACAAAAAGGGAGACCUUUCCAUUCGAAUGGAUCAUGCAACAGGUGUUCUCAGUUUUGACACGGAUAUAUUUUCUUCGACGAAAUCGACUUCCUUUGGAUCUGGGGGAUCAGCAGAAAGUGAAACAUCUUCUGUUCAAAGGCUUCAAAGUACCCCAUCUGAGAUUGUGCGCACACAAUUUACUCGUCUAGCAAAAGCUCUACAUAUUACUUGUCAAAUUAUAGAUCCGUCAUUCAAUGAGGCUAGGAUCAGAGCUCGUGAUGCAGCAUACGCCAGAGCUUCUAACGGCUUGGAACAAGAGCAUCGUGAAAUUUUGUCUCGCAAGGAUGUCAUACAAAAGCGCAAAGAAGAGGCAUCUGAGCUCCUGGCUCGAAAAGAAAAAGAGGAUGCUGAGAGAAAACGGCUCCGAGCUCGUCAGCUUCAGGAGGCUGAAGAUAAGCGUCUUGCACAAGAGCAAAAAGAUCGGGAAGAAAAGCGACUCCAAGCUGAAUUAGACCGUGUGCGGAAAGAGGAGCUCAAAAAGCAAAUAGCUGAUCUUAAGAUUGGCCCUAAAUCAUUUGAUAUCGAUCUAGAUAACCUUGAUAACGUUGACAGUAAUACCAUUCGUGCAAUGAAGCUUGCACAGUUAGAACGAGAAAAAAAUGGUAUAAACGAAAAGCUCCGUGUCACCGGCAAACGAAUCGAUCACCUGGAGCGAGCCUUUCGUAAAGAAGAAGCCAAAAAAAUGCCUCUCGACUACGAGCAACAAAGACAAAGAGAUAUUGAUGCUCACAACAAGGCCAAAGUUCAGACACUUCGAGACGCUGAAAUAAAACACAAGGAAAACUUACAGCUCAAACAUAGAUUAAGCCGGUUAGUUCCACAGUACGAGAACUAUCGAAUUUCUAUUAUUGAGCGUAGACAUGAUGAAUUCGAAAAGCGUCGCCGUGACGCCGAACGGGAAUUGGAAAAGGCAAUGUCAGCUCGCAGGAGAGAAUACCGAGAUCGUAAAGUUCGCGAAAAGAGGGAGCGGGCCGAGCAAGAACGUAUCCUCCGUGAGGAGGAAGAGAAUGCCGCCAAAGAACUAGAAGAAAAGGCUGCUAAGGAAGAAAAAAGAAAAGCAGAAUUUGCAGAACUUAAAGCUAUCCGAGAGAGAGAAAGGAAGGAGAGUCUAGAGAUAGCUGCUCUACAGCAGCGCCGUGCGGAAGAAGCUGAACAACGGCGUGCUCAAGCCAAAGCAGCCGGCACCUCUCUUUCGAAAGAAUCUGAUGCGAACAAGCCAGCCCGCUGGCAGCCACGACGCGAAAUGCAAGAGAGUCUCCCACCUAGGUCUGGAUCAACAGCUGUUAGACCAUCUUUUGCUUCAGGUCGGCUUGAUGAUACUGACAAAGGACGACCUCCACAACUACCUUUAGUAGGACUUAGACCUAGUGGAACAAGCUGGAGAGACAAGGACCUCACUGCAGUUUCAACAAGUCAAAAUCCACCUCGAACAGUCCAACGCGAAAACUCGCCCACACGAGAGCGGCCCUCUACUAUCGCUUCUAGCGAGUCGCUGAAGCCAACAGGCGGCGCUGGCAAGUUUAUUCCACCACAUUUACGAAAGAAACUGGCACAGUAG